GGUCGGUCGGUGCGGGGCCGGUCGGUCGGUCGGCGCGGGGCGGGGCGGCGGGCGGCGCUGACAGCUGCUCGGCGUAAACAAGCGGCCCCGCCGGCCGCCCCGGCCGCCCCUGCCUGGGCCGGGCCCGGCUCCGGGGCGGGCGCUCCGGGCGCCCCGCGGCGUGACGCGGCGCCGCCGACAGACGGGCCCGGCCGCCGGCGGGACGGGAGCGGGCAGGCCGCGCGAUCGUGCUGCUGUCCCAGACGGUCUACUCCUGCUGCUGCUCUCUGGCCCGGCUGUUGUGGGCUCGUCCCCAUGCUCUCUUGGGCUGAGCAGGGGCCAGCAGGGCAGAGAGGCCGGCACGCCUCAGGGUGCUGACACAGGGAGGCCGCUGGACCCACCGCUCCUGGGACCCUCCUGCUCCCCAGCUAGAGGAACUCCGAUACUCUGAUGGAUCUGAGACCCUGCUCGCUGCUCCUGCACUGGACUCUGGUGGUUGCCCUCGCUGUCCUGGCCCAGGAGGUGCUGGCCCAGCGUAUUUACACCAACACCUGGGCUGUGCUUGUCCCCGCGGGGCCCCAGGAGGCUGACAGGCUGGCCAGGAAGCAUGGAUUCCUCAAUCUGGGCCCAAUCUUUGGUGACUAUUACCACUUUCGGCACAGUGGUGUGGUGAAGCGUUCCCUCUCACCCCACCAGCCCUGGCACAGCCGUUUGGCCAGGGAACCACAGGUGCAGUGGCUGGAGCAGCAGGUGGCAAAGCGCAGGACCAAGCGAGACGUUUUCAUGGAGCCCACAGACCCCAAGUUCCCGCAGCAGUGGUACCUGUACAACACAAACCAGCGGGACCUGAAUGUGCGUCAGGCCUGGGAGCAGGGCUACACGGGCAAGGGCAUCGUGGUUUCCAUCCUGGAUGAUGGCAUUGAGAAGAACCACCCUGACCUGGAGGGCAACUAUGAUCCAGGGGCAAGCUUUGAUGUCAAUGACCAGGACCCAGACCCACAGCCCCGCUACACACAGAUGAAUGACAACAGACAUGGCACACGCUGCGCCGGGGAAGUCGCUGCUGUGGCAAACAAUGGGAUCUGUGGUGUUGGCGUGGCUUACAACGCCAGGAUCGGAGGCGUGCGCAUGCUGGAUGGGGAGGUGACUGAUGCUGUGGAGGCCCAUUCCCUGGGCCUCAAUCCCAACCACAUCCACAUCUACAGUGCCAGCUGGGGCCCUGAGGACGAUGGGAAGACUGUGGAUGGCCCGGCCCGGCUGGCGGAGGAGGCUUUCUUCCGAGGGGUCAGCCAGGGCCGAGGGGGGCUGGGCUCCAUCUUCGUCUGGGCGUCUGGGAACGGGGGCCGUGAGCACGACAGCUGCAACUGUGACGGUUACACCAACAGCAUCUACACGCUGUCCAUCAGCAGCACCACGCAGUAUGGUAACGUGCCCUGGUACAGCGAGGCCUGCUCCUCCACCCUUGCCACCACCUACAGCAGCGGCAACCAGAAUGAGAAGCAGAUUGUGACGACUGACCUCAGACAGAAAUGCACCGAAUCGCACACAGGGACAUCAGCCUCGGCGCCCCUGGCUGCUGGCAUCAUCGCCCUCGCCCUGGAAGCCAACAAGAACCUGACCUGGCGGGACAUGCAGCACCUGGUGGUGCAGACGUCAAAGCCAGCUCACCUCAAUGCCAAUGACUGGGUCACCAACGGCGUCGGCCGCAAAGUCAGCCACUCCUAUGGCUACGGCCUGCUGGAUGCCGGGGCCAUGGUGAGCCUGGCCAAGAACUGGACCACGGUGGGACCUCAGAGGAAGUGCGUCAUUGACGUCCUCACGGAGCCGAAGGACAUCGGGAAGCGCCUGGAGGUGCGGCGGAAGGUGGACGCCUGCCUGGGGAAAGCCAACUACAUCAGCCGGCUGGAGCACGCACAGGCCAGGCUGACGCUGUCCUACAACCGGCGGGGGGACUUGGCCAUCCACCUCAUCAGUCCCAUGGGCACCCGGUCCACCCUCCUGGCUGCCAGGCCCCAUGACUUCUCGGCUGACGGCUUCAAUGACUGGGCCUUCAUGACGACGCACUCAUGGGACGAGGACCCCUCUGGGGAAUGGGUGCUGGAGAUCGAGAACACCAGCGAUGCCAACAACUACGGCACACUGACCAAGUUCACACUCGUGCUGUACGGGACGGCCACUGACUCCCCCAGCCUCUCCAACCAGCUGGAGAGCAGCGGCUGCAAGACCCUGACCCCCAGCCAGACCUGUGUGGUCUGCGAGGAGGGGUACUACCUGCACCAGAAGAGCUGCCUGAAGCGCUGCCCUCCCGGCUUUGCACCCGGUGUCCAGAGCACGCACUACAACCUGGAGAACAGCGUGGAGCCCAUCGCGCCCCACCUCUGCCUCCCCUGCCACCCCUCCUGCGCCACUUGCGCGGGGCCCGGCCCCAACCAGUGCCUGACCUGCCCCGCGCACUCCCACUUCAGCAGCCUGGACCUCUCCUGCUCCCACCAGACGCAGAGCAGCCGUGCAUCCCCUGCCCUGGCAGACGGCGAGGGGCUGGCCAAGGCCCCCCCUCCAGCCAACCUGCCUGUCCUCAUCGCCAGUCUCAGCUGCAUCCUUAUCGUCGUCAUCUUUGUCACUGUCUUCCUGGUGCUGCAGGCGCGCUCAGGCUUCAGCCUGCGGGGUGUGAAGGUUUAUGCUCUGGACAGCGGGAUUAUCUCCUACAAGGGGCUCCCCUCCGACAUCUGGCAGGAGGAGGGCCCCUCCGAGUCGGACGGUGAGGAGUAUGAGGCCCACAGUGAGAGGACUGCCUUCAUCAGAGACCAAAGUGCCCUUUGAUGAGCCCUCCCGCCCCUCCCUCCUCCCUGCCCAGCACUGUGGGGCCGGGGCAGGUGAGGCCGAGGGGCCCCGGACUCUGCCCCCAUCCCCCUCCUGCACUGCAGCAGCCCGGGGCUCCCCACCCGCCGGCAUCGUCCCUUGGCCCUGGCCUGGGCUGCCGGGCAUGGCCCCGCCAGCACCGUCCCCAGCUCGGCACCGUCCGUGUCUUGCACCAUCUCUCUUGGCCCCGCGUCCAUCCUGUACCCUACGCUGGGGUGUUUGAUGGCAGCAGGGCCCCUGGCGCUCACUGGCCCUGCACUGGCAGCCGUGUCCCCUGCCUGAGGUGGGCAGCUGCUGCUGGGGGGUCAUGCAGGUCCCCCAGCAUGGGCAGCAUGUGGGGUCCCUGGGUUGUCAUUGCUCAGGCUGGGCUGGCCGGGGCAGGAGUGGCUGUGCCCUGAGCCUAGCCCAUGGCACGGCAUCCCCCUGCCCCUGCCGCCCUCGGCACCUGCCGGGCCUCUGGCCGUGUCCCUGGCUCGGCCUGCUGUGUCC
Harpia harpyja (harpy eagle) is the source of this 3327-nucleotide messenger RNA. It is a transcript of the gene FURIN, whose product is annotated as furin, paired basic amino acid cleaving enzyme. The record is from RefSeq and is a predicted model, not a curated record. Gene Ontology annotation, cellular component: Golgi membrane; trans-Golgi network. Gene Ontology annotation, molecular function: serine-type endopeptidase activity. The transcript is spliced from 16 exons. Lineage: Eukaryota; Metazoa; Chordata; Aves; Accipitriformes; Accipitridae. The coding region runs from base 430 to 2799 and encodes 789 amino acids. Gene Ontology annotation, biological process: peptide hormone processing.